Messenger RNA from Vitrella brassicaformis, 2031 nucleotides. The record is from the annotation of a GenBank genome assembly. Lineage: Eukaryota; Vitrellaceae.
CAAUCAUUGGUCGCGGUCUCUUUCGAUGCAUGCCAUCCACGCACCUGCUACCAUAGGAUGCAGCCAUUCCAUGAAUCAAUGGAUCAAUCAGUCAGUCAGUCAGGCUACCCCUUCUCCCCUCUCUCUCUCUCCUCCCAGCCCACCCACAGGUGCUCAGGCCUGAGCCUGCUAGCUACCCCCUGCCUUGUAGUCAGUCUGUGUGGUGUAUGUGUGGUUUACUUGUUCUUUCCCUUAUCUAGCGUCUUAAUGAUGGAAGGAUGGUCAUUCUUGGAGCCGACCACCACCCUCCCAUGGUCAUCCGACGACCAGGGGGGCGGGGCGUACGACCUUCUGGGCACGGGAGCCUGUGAGUAGACAGACAGACACAGGCAGGAAGGACAGGCAGGUACAUACGUCUCGUCGUUCGGCUGGUGGCUAGUCUGGCUGGCUGGGUGAGAUACCGGCUGAGACACUGGCGGGGACGCCCCUGCAGAUGGACGGACACACAUGACAUGCACAUCAAUCAGUUCAUGUCAUGUGUCCGUCAUUCCACUCUCUUACCGCCUGGGUUGCGAUUCUUCUGAUCGAUCAAGCAAGGAGGACAAAGAUAGUGUGUGUACAGCUGUGCAUGCCCCUAUCACACAUUUGCCUUCUCACCUCCCGCAGGGCUUUGAUGUCGAUCGGCGCGGCUCCCAUGAUCAUCUGCCAAGAACAGAGAUCGAUCAGCAAUACACACAUCUGUUGUUUCGCGGACCUUCUGUCCUCCCUUGUCCUUCUUUUUCUUGUCCUUGCGCCCCUUGCGGGGCACCGGGGGCGCAGGCUGCGAUGCCGAUGCAGUCGCUGCACCACAAACACAGCAAUGCUCAUGGAAAGACGUCGGUCUUUGCGCCUGUCCGCCUGCACGUACGGGUCUUGGUCGUAUCGUCAGUCUCCGUCAGAUCCUGACAGCAACACAUUGCAACGCAUGACGACCACGCACUCCCUUUGGAUCUAUCCCGUCGCUUGCCUUGUCGUCCUUGGCCUUGGCCGAGCUGCCCAGAUCCAACAACGGCACGUCAACCUGUGCAGUUCGUGCAGCAGCAAUCGGCACGUUUGUGCAUUUUGUGCGUACCAGCGCCCCCUGCGACAUCAAACACGCCUCCAGAGCGACACUCAACACAUCCUCCUUGCACCCAACACCACCGUCGUCCACCCCGAGAUGCCCCACCACCACCUUCAGCAACGCCAGCAGAUACUUGCAGACCCCGCCCACACGCAGCACCGACCUACACACACACAGACAUAGGCACACAUACAAACCGAUGCACACGACACCAAGCACGUCUACGUGCGCUCAUUUCUUACGCCGACGCGAGCCCUUCUUGCAGCUUCUUGCAUGUGCUCUCGUCGAUGGUGUGGAUGUCUAGGUCGCCGAUGGUCUUGUGGAAUUCGGAGAGUGUCAUGAUGGCCAUGGGUGGCUCGGCGGGCGUCGGGAGGUCGGCGAGUGUGGGCAGGGCGUCGGUGAGAACGUUCAUGAGUGUGAUGGCUUCACUGGGGGGCUCAGGCUCUGUGCCGAGCUGCACGAGGGCUUCUACAGUCAACUGAGAGGAAGAAAAGAGGGAAUGCAACACAACAACGCGGUGUCUCGUGGUCAUCCAUCCAUCCAUCCAUCCAUUCAUCCAUCCAUUCAUCCAUCCCCCGCACCCACCUUAGUCUUGCAGUAUUCGAUGACCGUGUUGGCGCCGACUUUAGAUGCUAUGAUGCCCGGCAGAAUGACGGCCAGGUGCUCCAGAACGGCCGCCCGGAUGUCGCCAGGGCCCUCAGCGCCGCACAACUUACUCAUCACCCCGGCCUUGUCGCCACCACCUGCGCACACAGACACGGACAUACGCACAGAUGCGCUCCACACAGACUCGUGUGUGUGCACGUGUGUGAAUCUGGUCCAUCCAUCCAUCCAUGCAUGCACCAGUCGCCCCUUCGCAACCGAGCCGAACCACCUGAAUACUGCCGAGUGCCAAUUCGCCACUGCCGAGCAUCACGUGCACGACAUCUCCCACCAGCCCACGAGCUCAG